AGUCACUUGUUCGUUUGUGUUGUCAGAAAGCCUCAAUACUGGAAUCAGUUUGCUGCAGUUCACUGAACACAAUCUGGAUGACUUGAGCAGCAAGGAUGCCAGCAGCCGUGAGUUGCUAAAGGAAGAGUUGAGGCUACUACCGCUAAGCUGUAAGAUGAGCAUGCUAACACACCAGAAGAAUCCAGCCACUAGGUCUUGUAGUUUGGGCGAUCCGGUGCCAAGAAGUCAAACCUUUCACUCUGCAUGUCAAAAACAAGAUGAAAUCCUUGAAGAUGAGGAAUCUCCACGUCAAAGAAGGAUAACUGUUGCAUCCUACAUUCCUCAGUCAAAGGAGCACACUGGAGAAAACGCAAUGAAGCAGGAUUCUAAUGGGUACAGAGCCAAAAAUCUAGCAGAGCUGAACAUGGAUGAGGUCUGCCAGUGGUUUAGUAAUAUUGGUCUAGAGAAAUGCCUGCCCUUCAUUAGAGAGGCAGAGUUCAGUGGAUCUCACAUCGCUUCUAUUGAUCUCAAGACUCUUGAAAUCCUUCAAGUGUCCAAUCUGGAGGAUAGAGAGAGGCUGCUGUCUGCCAUUUACCAUGAGUUACACCCACCAAACUCCACCACCCAAAGACUCGACUCCCUCCUGGAAAGGUUUGGUCCACACAAUGUUGAGAUAUUCACAGCGGCUUUGGUUUCCAUGACCAAGUCAAAAUCUUCUCCGCAAGUUGGCAACACGAACCGCUGUUCAUUCAAAUUCAGACAGGAGCAAAGAUUUCAGAAGAACUCUCAUCUCAUGGAGAUCACAGUAAAUGCUUCAGAUCGAACAGUUCAUUUAAGGACGCCCAAAGAAACAAGUGUGGCGAAAGUGAUAGAGUCCUGCCUGAGGAUGCUGGGAAUAAAUGAAGACAAAGAUCACUUCAACUUGAAAAUCAAAGAAGAUGAGAUCUCCCCUGAGCAGCAGAUUGGAGAAUUGCCUGGCUCAGAGACGAGACUAAUGGAGCUUCACUUAUGUAAAAAGGACACACAGAAAGAUGGUCCUGGUUCACCAGAUAGCAGUUGCACUGCUGAUGAUGUUCAGAGCAAGAAUCUACGAAACAACGAGAAGAUCCAAGAGCUAAACCAGCAGGUGGCUUCCCUUCAAAACGUCAUCAUACAAGUUCAGGAGCUUUACCAUGAUCUGGUGGCCUUCUGUUCAGAUCUGAAGAAGAUGGAGGAGGAGGAGGUGGAUGCAGUGCAAACAGACCAUGCGGAUGUGAAGAGACGUCUCUCUGAGGCUCAGGACAGUCUGAAGAGGAAGAGACAGAACCUUCAAAUGCUCAGGGACAGUUUCAACACUGCACCAGCACAGAAGAAUAAGCCAUUAGAGGUUCGAAUUCUAGAAAAAAUGAAGCUGAACUGCCAGGUGUUUAAAGAUGAGAUCACACUGGUCCACCUCAAUCGGCAGGUGGCUCACCUGCAUGAAGUACUGGAGAAGACCCAGUCAAAGGAGAAAGCCGAGAGAAAGAGUCCUUCUCUGUCCCAGCUGGUCUCUCUGCAGUCUCCUGUCAUGCUUGUGGCCACCAAUGAGAAAGCAGACUCAGACGGUCAUUACGCCUUCUCUGCUCGCUGGGAUGAGGGCCAGGGCCUGGUGGUGGUACAAACCGAGGGGACUAGUCUCUGUCUGAAUGACAGGCUGGUGGAGGUGAAUGGAGUGUGUGUUUUGGGGAGCAGUGAGGAUGAACUGGAGACGCUGCUAGACACACACACUGCUCACAUCAUUGUUCUACGCAGGCUGACAGAAGAAAAGCUUUCUUUGCCUCCUCAGACAGACGUCAGCUCUAAGUGACCACCUGGACAUAAAUACGUAUAAUGUAAACCUACUUAACACAGUAUUUUGUUGACUUUCAUUCCUGUCUUUCUGCAGAUACAUCUUACACACUCAUAUCCUGACAUAUUAUCCCACUUUAUACAAUUAGGAAAAAAAGAGACUUAUAGGGUCACCCUACAUUAUAAUCUUAAGGUCAUUGUUGGGCAGUUUUAUUUUUUGGGGUGGAAAUGACCUCAUGUUUUCGGGUUGAUACAGAUGUACUAGCCAUAGUCUCAAUUAAUGGGUGGAUCAGUCAAAAGCUGCUCAUAAAAAUGGCAGUUGCAAUGGAAAAAGAGCAUUUUGAGUUCUAAAUUGCAUUCAACCAUGAAGGUCAAGAUAGCAAAAUAAAUCACUGUCAAAAUGUUCACGUGGUAUGUUGUUUGAGAAGGCAGCUGCGGUGAAAAAGAAGGCAAGGAAACUUCCUGUAAGACUGACAUUAAUGAGAAUACAAAUAUCAAAGCUGAUCUCUUUUUGAACGGGCAUAUUUAUUUCCAUGACACAGUGCCUCCUCAUUUCAAGGAUUCACCUGAGGAGCAACACGUAAAAUAUCAACAACUCUCAUGUAUUAACACAAUGUUCAUUUUAUAUAGGUGUGAUUAUUAAUUUGGCUUAUGAUUCAACUUGAUUAUAAAAUGAUUUCAAUGC
Molecule: messenger RNA, 2470 nt
Organism: Danio rerio (zebrafish)
Lineage: Eukaryota; Metazoa; Chordata; Actinopteri; Cypriniformes; Danionidae
Source: RefSeq, a predicted model, not a curated record